AUGAGAAAAUUUACUCACCACACUUCAGACUUCAGGUUCUCCCUCUGUUGUGUCUGCAGAUUGCCAGGUUGUCUGAUCUCAGAGGAAGGCUGUGCUUCUCUGGCCUCAGCUCUGACCUUUGACCCCUCCCAUCUGAGAGAGUUGGACCUGAGCUACAAUCAUCCAGGAGACUCAGGAGUGAAGCUGCUGUCGGCUGGACUGAAGGAUCCAAAGUGGAGACUGGAAACUCUCAGGGUGGAGCCUGAUGGAGUCCGAUGGUUGACACCAGGUCUGAGGAAAUAUUCCUGUCAACUCACCAUCGACACAAACACAAUGAGCAGAAAACUGAAACUGUCUGAAGACAACAGGAAGUUGACAUGUGUGGAGGAGGAUCAGUUAUAUCCUGAUCAUCCAGACAGAUUUGAGUAUCUUCACAAUGUCCUGUGUGAAACUGGUCUGACUGGUCGCUGUUACUGGGAGGUUGAGUGGAGAGGAGGGGUUGAUAUAGCAGUGAGUUACAAAAGAAUUGAGAGGAAAGUAGACAGUAGAACCUGUUGGUUUGGAGGGAAUGAUCAUUCCUGGUGUCUGAUCACCUGCGGUGAUGAUGAGUGCUAUGUGAGGCACAAUGACAUACGAACUCGUCUCCCUUCCUCCUGUUUCUCUCACAGAGUAGGUGUGUAUGUGGACUGUCCUGCUGGCAUUCUGUCCUUCUACAAAGUUUCCUCUGACUCACUGACCCACAUCUACACCUAUAAAACCACAUUCACUGAACCUCUCUAUGCUGGGUUUGGGUUCUGGUCCAAACUUUUUGAUGGGGUCAGGACAUUAAGGUUUAAUUCUUCACUGGUUCUGUACUGAGUUGAGUCUAAAUAUUUUCCUCCUGUCAGAGAAACUCUCUCUGUUGAACAGUUUAGUCUCUACAUGUUUGUCUCUUUCACUCAGAAACAUUUUCAGAUUCAUGGAUUCAGUUUUUCUGUUUGAAACUCUAAAUGAUUCCUUGGGAACUUUUUCCUCUUUAAGUCCUUGAUGCUGCAGAUACUUGGUGAAUAUUCUAAUACAAGAUUCAAAUAAAUCAUGCAGCUGUUUUCAGAUGUCUGUUCAUUAUCACCUUAUGUAUAAUAAUGUUGAUAAACUGAUUGUUGGCUCUAGUGGCCUUUAUUUGAAAGUAGUUCGACAGGAAAGAGGGUAAUGAGAGGGGAAGACGUGUAGCGGGUUGAGAAACAGUAAAAAAAAAUUAAUACACCCCCUAUUUUUGAAUCAGGAUUGGUCUUAUCUUUCUUGUCUUUUGUCUUCCGUUUUUUCUUAAGUACUGUAUAUAGACGUGUUUGUUGUGUGCAGGUAUCUUGCCAGAGGGGGCGCUCUCGUGCCGCUGUGGGUCUAACAGGGAGAAUGAGUUUCCUGGCUCUGCGCAUGUGCAGCUCAGAGUGAACGAGCUCUUGCCAGAGUAACAUUUGUAUCAACUUGCUUCCUCUGUGUUUCACAGAUCUUGGUUACACAGGAUUCAUCUGCACCACUUGGUACUGGCGCUUUGCCCCUGUGCCACCACAGCACCCCUUAAAAUGAUUAACAGCGUUGUUUCAGACUACAUAAAAUCUGAAAAGUCAUUUGUAUUUAUUGACUAACUUAGACAUGGAAGUUAAAAUAAUCUCACAUCCUGAUGGAUAUAAAUUGGAUAUGGACAGUUUCACAUUUCAUGUCCAACAACGUUUUGCUUUAUGCAUUUGAUCAACAUGUGAACAUCAGAUUCACAAUAUUCAUAAAAAUCUGUUCACUAAUUAUCAAUCCAUUUAGAGAGUCACUCAGUUUGGAUAAAAUUUAUCAUCAGUUCUGUCUUGAGAAGUUGCUUAUCUUCGAUUCAAACUCUAAAUCUUCACCUUGUGUGUUUACUGCAGCUCCACUUCAUGAGUUUUAGUAAGAAAUAAACAUUUAUCUUUUGUUUUUGACUCAUUUGAUGCUCAUUCAUUUUGUUUCUCUGUUGAAAUGUUAAUAUUUCAUUAAAAUGCUGCUUUCAGUACAACAGACUGGUUUUAUAUCACAGUGACUUUAAAAGAAAAACUCAUUUUACAGUAAAUCAUUUCCAUUUUCUUUCUGAGAUGUUUUGAAAUGAGAUUUAUCUUCAGUUGAAUAAAGAAUCACCAGAAACGAAUGAAAGAAAAGUCGACAGCCACAGUUUCUGGACUAAAUUCAGCUUCUUUACUUCCAAACUGCUGACUUGGACAGACUGAAGUUUUUCAUUUUCUUGUUAAACACAUGCAGCAACAAACAACAACAGAACAACAGGAAACAUUUCCACAUGAGAGCUUCUUCCGAUUCUGGCCUUUUAUUUUUACACAGAGCUGCAGCAACCGCAGCGUCCUGCUGCUCCACUUAAAGGGACAGUCCCACAUUUUCAGCUUCAGGGAGCUGUUAGCGUAGCUUAGCACAAAGACUGGAAGUGGAGGGAAACCGUUAGCAGGGCUGCAGAAACAGAUUUCUGUUCUGGGAUCAGAACCUUCUGGAGUGUUUAGAGAUUUGAUCUGGUAAACGGAGCAGAACCAGGAUGAAAGGUCCAACAUUCCUGAUGGUUUCACUGGAGCUCCAGGGUCUGUGGUGGUCAAACUGGAGGCUGGAGGACCCAGAGAGGACGCAGGUCAUGUGACCACAUCACAAAUCAAACAUCCAUCCAUCAGAGGGGAGCAGAUGGCUCCAGGCAGCAGUUCCUCUGAAGUUCAACUCAUUUCUGACUUGGUGAUGAAAACCUGCAGGAUUCUUUGAUCUGAUUGGUUCUCAAACUCUGUCACUUCCUGUGUUGAUCAGAUAGUGGGUGGAGCUUCGUCUGAAGCCCCGCCCCUAUGUGUCUGACUGAGAAACUGGACGGCAGACCUGGACUCCAGAGCUCUCAGGCGAAGCUCAGCGUUAAACUUUGAUUUUUCUGAAUCGGUCCAGAAAGAAGCUGCUGGGAGAUGAAGAUCAAUUCCUGGAUGGCAGGAGAAACAAA
This is a messenger RNA of Xiphophorus couchianus (Monterrey platyfish), 2956 nucleotides long. Its product is annotated as neoverrucotoxin subunit alpha-like. The record is from RefSeq and is a predicted model, not a curated record. Lineage: Eukaryota; Metazoa; Chordata; Actinopteri; Cyprinodontiformes; Poeciliidae. The transcript is spliced from 5 exons. Gene Ontology annotation, molecular function: protein binding. Bases 1 to 837 code for a protein of 278 amino acids.